Molecule: messenger RNA, 3230 nt
Organism: Mugil cephalus (flathead mullet)
Lineage: Eukaryota; Metazoa; Chordata; Actinopteri; Mugiliformes; Mugilidae
Product: putative methyltransferase NSUN7
Exons: 13
Coding region: 517-2952 (811 amino acids)
Molecular function (GO): methyltransferase activity
Source: RefSeq, a predicted model, not a curated record
AAGAAAAUAAAUAUAUAUUUUUAUGUAUGUGUCUUGUUUUGCUCUUGUCGUGGGGAUAUUUGUUUUAUUUGGACGCAAAAUGUUUCUAAUAUACGUAUCGUUAAAUUUUUAAAUCAAGACCAGAUCUGCCGCGUAUAAAGACGAGGAGAAUAACUGAAAGUCAAUGCGACUCAACUUUGCACUGACUUGGCUUCAUGACUGUGCGCAUGUGUGUGAGCGGAGCAGCUACACGGAGGUGAGGUGAGCAGGUCAGUCAGAGGUGGACCUUUUUCCGGGGUUGGACAGCGGUCCAUUAUUUAUUCAUGCUGAUGUAUCUGAACGGCCGCCUAAUUGCACCAUGAGGAGCCCAAUUACGUACAGGGGCCUGCGGCAGCACAGAAAGUGGACUGUGGAUCAUAUGUCUGAUGCCGUGCGUCUUAUUUACAUUUGCAGAGCUCGGGUUCGGCUAUGUAAGGACACAAUGUUUGUUUCUGUUUAGAUGCUCCUUGGAUGAACAGAUGCAGGGAGGACGGGUAAAUGUUUACAGGUCAUAAGUUUGAUAUUGCUGAGCUGAUCAUGGCAGACAAAGUGGACUCCAGUCAGGGUGACAAUACCAGCUCUGUGGAGGACAAGGUGAUCGUCUCUCAUCAAGAUCAAACCAAAACGGAGCUCCUCUCUUCUUUGCUUCCUCCUCUUCACUCAUCUUCUCUUCCACCAGUCCGCCCUCCAUCAGAUCGGGUCUUCUUGCAGGCAGCAGCUUUUUUCCAGCAGCUGCACACAGAGAAGUCGGUCGCACAUCAACGUCUGUUUUAUGGAAAAACGACAAACGCGCCGGUGCCGGAAAAUGGAGACAAACCAACGCAGGAGCAGGCUUACCAACUGGCCUUUAACACGCUGAAAUAUCAAGAUUUACUCGAGGACAUCGUUGCUGACAGCCGCUUCCACGUUUCUCAGCAAAUUUCCAGUGACCUGUUGCCGCUGGCGAUGGUGAUGCUGUUUGACUUCCAGGACAGAAAGUUUUCGUUGCGUGAACAUUCAACGAACGAAGGGCAGGAGGUUAUCCAGGAAGUCAAGGACCUGGAGGGGAGUCUGCAGAGGUGUAAGACCAAGCUGGCAGCGUCUCUGGCUCGCUGCAGAGUGAAACAGAGUCUGCAGAGUGUCUCCUGCUUUCUGUCCAAGUCUGUCAGGACCAAGCAUCACAGAGCAAAAGGUCUGCCGGUUUACGCAUGGAUCAAUACUCUCACAACCAGCCUCGAGGAGGUGUGUGAGGCGUUGCGAAGCGCUGGCUUGCGUGAAGCGGCAAACGUGGCUGAAGUCAAGGAGUCGGCGUUCUGCAGGGACCCUCUCUGCUCAGACACACUCGUCUUCUCCCGGCGUCUUCAUGCCCCGCUGCAGCACAGCGGCCUCCACAGCGCACACGUACUGAACAUACAGGACAGGAGUGUGUGCGUUGCCGUGAGCGCGCUGCGUCCCCUGCUGUUCGAGAAAGGCGAUGUCCUGGUGGCCGGGUCCUUUUCCGCCCUGACUGUGGCGCACAUAGCCGCAGCGGCCGCCGCCCGCUCGGGCCGAGUGUUGGUGUGCGGCCCCGAUCACACGCCUUCACAAGUAGAAGAGAUGCAAGAGCUACUCACACAAAUGGACCUCAAAAAUGUUCGAGUCCUGCCAGAAGCUUUCUGCAGCCUGCAUGAGUGGGAUGCCUCCGUCCAGCGGUUAAAGGUCGUCAUGGUGCUGCCCCGGUGUUCGUCCUCUGCCCUUAAUGACCCUGUUCCCACCAUCUACAGCGAACACGGAGACUGGGAUCUUCUGCCAGAUCUGUCUCACGGUUCUGUUUCCAAGAGCAAAAUGCACAACCUGACCACCCAGCAGGCUCGGCUGCUCGCACACGCUCUCACCUUCUCAAAGGUCCAGACCGCGGUCUACUGCACACGCUCAGUGCAUCCCGAGGAAAACGAACAGCUGGUGAAAAGGGUGUUGGAGAAAACACACACUCCUCCCAAACUGCUGCCCUUCAGGGUGAACGGUCCAGUUUUCCCAGAUGACUCUUCGCCAGGCGACGCAGCAGAGCCCAGGUUCUUCAGGCUCAGGCCGUCGCAGUUCACCAACGGCUGCUUCAUCGCCAGGCUGUCUCGACAGGCGGAUCCCACCAAGGUAGACACAGUCCAGGAUGUGCUGGCAAGGGCAGUGGCGAAGGGCCUCCUGGGGGGCAUCAUUUCUGAACAGUCGAAAACUGGCAAAAAGGGCAAAGGCAAGAAGAACCGAGCGGCUUCAGCGGGCAGCAGGCCUUCGUCUCCCUCCAGCGACGAGAGGCGAGAGCGAGAUCCAGCGGAAGAGGAGAGCGGCGAGGGAGACUUCAAAGACAGUGAAGAAGAGGGUGAUGAUAAAGGAGCAAAGGGGAAAAAGAAGAAGAGGGGCCGUAAACGACAUUCAAAACUAGCUAAGAAGGCGGGUGCGCCCAAAAACAAACCAACGAAGAGAAAACCCAACCAGCAAUAUCACAAGAAGCAUCCGUCAAGAAGUAAACCAAGACGAAUACCUCGUCUCACUCUGACGUUGAUGUCCUCUUCCAAACCCCCCAGCCACUUGUCUCCAAUCACGGCUCUCGCACACAAACUCAUCGUCAAUCCAGCUGCCAAAGCGCAGCAGUCCCCUCCUCCCGCCGGAAAGCACCCUUCACCCGCUCGCCCCGCACCACCGGGGCCCAGGAGGCAAAACUCCCAGCACGAAAGAGCAGAGAAGACGUCGAAGGACGCAGCCAAGCCAGGACGAAGGGUGGUCAGACCGGGGAAUGUGAAGGCGACACAGGAAGCACUGAAGGCAGCAGAUUUUGUCCUGCCGCCGAUUUCAUCCCCGUCUUCUUGUUCUCUACGCAGCAGGAGUGGCAGUUCUCUCUACAGGCCGCCAUCACACACCUCCAACUCUCAACUCGCCAACAUGUCGGCAUCUUCUUCCUUAGUCUCCCUGCCUGGAUUAUAAAAAACUGAAUAAAAUCAACAUUUUAACAUUUCAGUUUUAUUUAAAUUAUUGGACUACAGUGAAAGAUAUUGGUAAUUUCUUCUUGUGAUGAGAAAUAGAUAGAUUUUAGUACUUUUAGAAGCCGGACUUUAUUAUUAGCUCUAUGAUUAGCUUAUAAUAUAAUGUUCAUUUGUCCCAAAUUGAUAUUUCAUUUUACAGCAGUAUAACCAAUCAGCCACAACAUUAUGACCACUGACACUGACCGUCUUGUGACAAAACAGUGUUCUCCUGGGAAACCU